Lachancea thermotolerans CBS 6340 is the source of this 1449-nucleotide messenger RNA. RefSeq names its product glutathione-disulfide reductase GLR1 (gene GLR1). Gene Ontology annotation, cellular component: cytosol; mitochondrion. The transcript has a single exon. The record is from RefSeq and is a predicted model, not a curated record. Bases 1 to 1449 code for a protein of 482 amino acids. Gene Ontology annotation, molecular function: glutathione-disulfide reductase (NADPH) activity; NADP binding; flavin adenine dinucleotide binding. Gene Ontology annotation, biological process: glutathione metabolic process; cell redox homeostasis; cellular response to oxidative stress. NCBI's taxonomy places the organism in Eukaryota, Fungi, Ascomycota, Saccharomycetes, Saccharomycetales, Saccharomycetaceae.
AUGCAACUGAACAAGAAUAUACUCAGGUUGGUUAUGACAAGAAGGAUGUCUGGGAGCGUUAAACAUUAUGACUAUUUGGUGAUCGGAGGUGGAUCUGGUGGUGUUGCCUCGAGCAGAAGAGCUGCCUCCUAUGGCGCGAAGACUCUCCUGAUUGAAGGAAAAGCAAUGGGCGGAACCUGUGUCAAUGUUGGAUGUGUACCAAAGAAAGUGAUGUGGUACGCUUCCGAUUUGGCCACCCGUCUGACUCAGGCCAACGAGUAUGGGCUCUUCCAGCAGACUGAGCUUACCAGAGAGAAGUUGACUUUCAACUGGCCGCAAUUCAAGGAGAAAAGGGAUGCUUACAUUCAAAGACUGAACGGCAUUUACGAACGAAACCUGGCCAAGGAAGGCGUUGACUUCAUCUACGGUUGGGCCAAGUUCAACAAACAGGGCCAAGUCGAGGUUGUGAAGCAUGACAGCACCAAGGAAGUGUUCACAGCGGACCACAUCUUGAUCGCCACAGGCGGCGAGCCAAUAAAGCCAGACGGAAUUGAAGGCUAUGAGCACGGCAUCGACUCUGACGAUUUCUUCAAGUUGACUGAACAACCAAAAAAAGUUGUUGUGUCAGGCGCAGGCUACAUUGGUGUGGAGUUAGCCGGUGUUUUCCAUGGCUUGGGGAGCGAGACCCAUAUGGUUAUCAGAGGCGAGACUUUACUGCGUAAAUUUGAUGAGUGCAUCCAAAACACCAUCACUGACCACUACGUAAACGAGGGUAUCAAUAUUCAUAAGACCGCAAAGAUUGACAAGGUCCACAAAGACGAGGGCACUGGUAAGUUGAGCGUCCACCUCGACAACGGCGAGUCGAUCGAAGACGUUGACCAGUUGCUGUGGACCAUUGGACGUAAGACAUUGCUGGGUAUUGGCAUCGACAAUGUCGGCGUUAAAACUAAUGAGAGACAGCAAGUCAUGGUUGAUGAAUACCAGAACACGACGGCACAAAACAUCUACGCCCUGGGGGACGUCGUGGGGAAGGUUGAGUUGACUCCAGUUGCAAUCGCUGCAGGUAGGAAGCUAGCUAACAGGCUUUUCGGCCCUGAAGAGUUUGCCAAGCAGAAGCAAGACUACGAAAAUGUUCCUAGUGUAGUUUUCUCGCAUCCUGAGGCUGGUACUAUCGGCUUGACUGAAGAGCAGGCUGUUGAAAAGUUUGGCCAAGAAAACGUCAAGGUUUACCGCAGCAAGUUCACCGCCAUGUACUACGCCAUGCUGGAGCACAAGUCCCCAACCUUAUACAAGCUGGUGUGCGCAGGCAAAGACGAGAAGGUCGUCGGUUUGCACAUUGUCGGGGACUCUUCAGCCGAGAUCUUGCAGGGUUUCGGCGUGGCUGUCAAAAUGGGCGCUACAAAGGCAGACUUUGAUUCCUGCGUUGCCAUCCAUCCUACCAGCGCUGAAGAACUAGUUACUUUAAGAUAG